GUGCACUGGGCCUCACGUUCCGGGCAGCCCUGGCGUUUGCACCCAGCAUCCAACUGUGGAUUCGCCCCACCUCAAACCUGUGGAGGUGGCAUCGACUUUUUCGCGGCGCGACGCUGUAGCGAACAGAGAGGCGCCUCACCACAGCAGCCCCCCCUGAAUCGCGAGCCCCAACCGCCCCUCCAAGCCGAUCAACGAGUCGAAGCAACUGAUUCGUGCAACGCCAGCAACCCCCGUCAAUUCCAUCAAGAAUGCAGACGUUUUGAGAGGAAUUGUAGCAGCGUGGGCGUCCCAUUCCUCCAGCCCACGGAUCGUCGAUAAUACACCGUCCUCGUGCCAGUUCGAUUUGGUUAACAAAGGUUGAGAUACCGACAUGACCGAGAGGGGGGCGCCCUUAGAUGCUGACAGCCAACUCGAUCGUCUUGGGGUUGAACGACACGUACUUUUGCUUGCGAGUAGAGUUGCGGAUGUCGACGAUGUCGCCGAGCUUGACCAAGUCGGCCGUAAAUUUGUGGCACAGCGCCUUGGCCUUGUCGUCCAACAUGACGUGGGAAAAGUCUUCGAGAACGGACGGCUGGGCAAACCCGGUGGCCGACAUGAUGAGCGCAAUGCGGACCGCACUCCCCGGGCGAUUCGCGGCCUCCCCUUCGACCCACGCCGACCCGCAGAACGCCGGGUCACUCACGUACUCGGCAAGCGUCCCCAAGUGGUUGUGCAUGCCAGUCACCCACACGAUGCACUGCGCGAGAACGUCUUUCAAAUUGUCCAGAGUCAGGGGCGGAAAGUCCCCCGGCAACUUGUCCAAGUAGUCCCAAAACUGCACAACCGACGGAUCGUUCUUCACGGCAGCAUCUCCGCCAUAGUACAAAUCGACGUAGGCACCGACAAAGUCGCGGACGACGUUCCAGUAGUCCAGACCGUCUUCGUGGUACGGCAGCUUGACCGUGUCGAUGUCUUGGCGCGCCAUUUGCUGGGGAAACGUGGUAAAGUUAAACUUGCCGAGGCCGUAGUCCCACGUUUGCUUCAUCCCGUUCUCUGUCAGCGCAAACCCGCGGUGGAGCAUGCCUUUGGGCCAGAAGAGAGCCCACGCGGCGGCGUAGUUGAUCACGACGGACCGAAACGUGAACGGCUUGAUGAGGCGGCGCAGCGGGUGGUCCACUGGCAGUUGUUCACGCGACGACGUUGUCAGGUAGUUGGCCACCAUCGAGUGGAUACCGAGCAAGUGGUCGACGGCGGUCACCUUGGUGUUGAGCGAGCUGCGGAAGCAAAACUUGACGUACUCCCACUCGACGUCGCCCGGAACGAACGUGCGACCGCCGCGCACGAUCUUGACGACUGUUCCGUCCUUUGAAAAGUACGCAUCGGCGCCGUACUUGGCGUAUCCUUGGCGGACUUCGAGGACCUGCAUGAAAUCGAGAAGGACGCCGUAAUACGAUCCAUCUGCGUGAGGCUCGUGGAGCUUCUCGACCAAAUGCUGGGCGAACCCGUUGAACACGAUGAGCUCGAGCGCUCGGUCCGAGUACCGAUCGUUCCAG
Molecule: messenger RNA, 1532 nt
Organism: Aphanomyces invadans
Lineage: Eukaryota; Oomycota; Saprolegniomycetes; Saprolegniales; Verrucalvaceae
Exons: 1
Coding region: 371-1348 (325 amino acids)
Source: RefSeq, a predicted model, not a curated record